CCCCGCGCUUUCCCACAGUCCUCCGCAACAGCGGCUAUGGAGGCCGGCAGGACGGCAGUCCUCCGAGUGAAGCGGAAGCGCAGCGCUGAGCCUGUCGAGGCUCUGGUGCUAGCUUGUAAACGCCUCCGAGGCGCCGAGGGUGCGUCGGCCGCUCAGAAGACUCCGGAGUGUCUGGAGAGCACGGCAGAGAACAAUGUCUUCCAGCUGGUGGCCACCGUGCGCUCCCAGGAGGAGCCAGUUCAGCCCCUCGUGCGGGCUGCCCUUCGCCCAUCCCGGGACAGCCAGCAGCGUAUCCGCCGCGAUCUCCGCGCCUCAGCUCGAGAGGUCCGCAAAGAAGGCCGCUACCGGGUGGUCUCCAGCCGCCGGGCCUCGGCGACCUCUGGCAGUCUGGAAGCCGAGUGCGCGCCCGAAUCUGCGGAGGAUGUAGGCUUCGAGCUGUUGGACCUGAUCCACGAGGAGAAAGACCCAGAGGCUGAUGCCACGGACUCCUGCAUAAUAGCUGACCCAGAUGUGAUUCUCUGCAAUUCUGUAGAGUUGUUACGUGAGCGUUUAGUUGUAUCUGAGGAUGGACCAGGAGAUGGGCACCAAGAACGGAAGCAUGAAGACUAUGUGUAUGACAUUUACUACUUAGAUAUGGCCACUCCAGGAUGGAUUGAGAACAUCCUUUCUGUGCAGCCCUAUAGCCAGGAGUGGGAGCUGGUGAACGAUGAACAACCAGCAGAGGACAUUUAUGAAGACGAAGAUGAUGAGAACAGUGAAAAUAAUUGGCGCAAUGAGUACCCAGAGGAAGAGAGCAGUGAUAGAGAUGAAGAUUCCAGAGGCUCUGGCUCUGAUGACAGCUUCAGUGAAGAAGGAGACAGUCACGUACGACAGGUGUGGAGCAAGUACCCUUUGGAUGUACGGAAGGCGUUUGACUACGACAACCCCCAGGACCUUGAUUCGGACUGACAGUCUUGUGAUGUCCAUGUAGUUCUUCCACAGGCUCUUGAGGGAUCUGACUAAUGUCAGCUGGCCUGGUGACAUCCUUUUAGGAUUCCUAACUGAGCAUAUGGAGGGAAAGCAUACCCAGAAACAGGGAAAACUUAACCUAAGAGAGUCAGUUUUUUCCUCUUACAAAGUAGAACUUGUUGGCCUCAACCAGAGGUGAUCCUACAAUUGGAGAAAAAUACUAUAAAAAUGAAAAGUUUCUUUCACUUUCUGGCUUAGGCUUUUUUUUCCUAGUAUAAAUCUGUGCUAAAGGCCAAAGAAGAAGCAGUAAGGUUCUACUUCUCCUGCCUCUAGUGCAAGCCCAUUCUCUCUGAUAAAAGAGGUAGAAAAGAACUA
Molecule: messenger RNA, 1323 nt
Organism: Perognathus longimembris pacificus (Pacific pocket mouse)
Lineage: Eukaryota; Metazoa; Chordata; Mammalia; Rodentia; Heteromyidae
Gene: Slc7a6os
Product: solute carrier family 7 member 6 opposite strand
Exons: 5
Coding region: 37-948 (303 amino acids)
Biological process (GO): developmental process
Source: RefSeq, a predicted model, not a curated record